Molecule: messenger RNA, 955 nt
Organism: Clupea harengus (Atlantic herring)
Lineage: Eukaryota; Metazoa; Chordata; Actinopteri; Clupeiformes; Clupeidae
Product: cytochrome b-c1 complex subunit Rieske, mitochondrial-like
Cellular component (GO): membrane
Molecular function (GO): quinol-cytochrome-c reductase activity; 2 iron, 2 sulfur cluster binding
Source: RefSeq, a predicted model, not a curated record
CCUGUUGUCACAGAGUUGAACGAAAGCGCUCUACGAAGGUCGAAGUCACCAAACCGGUGAUUUUUUUUUUUGCGUGGACAAUAUGAUGUCCUUAGCGUGUCGUUCUGGGGCUCUGACCCCACACUUACAGGCAACCAACGUCGCUGUAAGCGGGACGUUAAAAGCUUUAACACCAGGGAUCUUUAACACAAGUGAAAAUGUGAAGAAAGCCCUUAAUUCCAAGACGAGGCCCUCAUGCGUCACAGGUUGCACUGGAGUCCGAUUUGCCCAUACAGACAUCAAGAUCCCGGACUUCUCAGAUUACCGCCGGCCAGAUGUGAUGGACCCAAACAAGUCCUCACAGGACAGCAGCGAAUCCAGGCGGACCUUCUCCUACCUGCUGACAGGCUCCACCGCCAUUGUGGGCGUCUACGCAGCCAAGACAGUGGUGACACAGUUUAUCACCUCCAUGAGUGCUUCGGCCGACGUGUUGGCCUUGUCCCAGAUCGAGAUCAAGCUGGGCGACAUCCCUGAAGGCAAGAACAUGACCUUCAAGUGGCGUGGGAAACCACUGUUUGUCCGCCACCGCACCGAAAAGGAGAUCGCCGCCGAGCUUGCUGUGGAUCUGUCAGAGCUUCGCGACCCCGAGCAUGACAAAGACCGUGUCCAGAAUCCCUCCUGGGUCAUCGUUCUUGGAGUCUGCACCCACCUGGGCUGUGUGCCUAUCGCUAACGCUGGAGACUAUGGCGGCUACUACUGCCCCUGCCAUGGCUCCCACUACGACGCUUCAGGCCGCAUCCGCAAGGGACCCGCACCCCUCAACCUGGAGGUGCCUUACUAUGAGUUCCCAGAUGAGGAUACAGUAGUCGUGGGCUAGACAGGCUAAGGCGAAAGACUGAUACUCCUUCUGUUUGCGUUCCGAGUUAAAUGUGUCCGGCCAAAUAUAAAGUAUAAUAAAUAUUAUUUUAAAACACUC